GGCUGCGAGCCGCGGAGCCUCCAGUUUACGCGCAGGGCCCCGGCAACCGCGCGGCCAUGGUCUCGCCGCGGGGCAUCGGCACCUUCGUGGUGUGGGACUACUUAGUGUUCGCCGGGAUGCUGCUCAUCUCGGCCGCCAUCGGCAUCUACUACGCCUUCGCGGGGGGCGGCCAGCAGACCUCCAGGGACUUCUUGAUGGGCGGCCGCAGUAUGACCGCCGUGCCCGUGGCGAUGUCCCUCACCGCCAGCUUCAUGUCGGCUGUCACGGUCCUGGGCACCCCCUCCGAAGUCUACCGUUUUGGGGCCAUAUUCAGCAUCUUUGCCAUCACCUACUUCUUUGUGGUGGUCCUCAGCGCGGAGGUCUUUCUCCCGGUAUUCUACAAACUGGGAAUUACCAGCACCAACGAGUAUUUAGGACUUCGAUUUAACAAAUACGUUCGUCUCUGUGGAACAAUCCUCUUCAUUGUUCAAACAAUUUUGUAUACUGGAAUUGUUAUCUAUGCCCCUGCCCUGGCUUUGAAUCAAGUCACAGGAUUCAAUCUGUGGGGUGCUGUAGUGGCUACUGGCGUGGUCUGCACAUUCUACUGCACUAUGGGUGGUCUUAAAGCGGUUAUCUGGACAGAUGUUUUUCAAGUUGGGAUCAUGGUGGCUGGAUUUGCAUCUUUGAUUAUACAGGCUGCAUUGAUUCAAGGUGGAAUCGGCACUAUUCUAAAUGAUGCCUAUAAUGGAGCAAGAUUAAACUUCUGGAAUUUUAAUCCUAACCCUUUGCAAAGACACACAUUCUGGACGAUUGUUAUAGGAGGGACCUUCACAUGGACCAGCAUCUAUGGAGUCAACCAAUCCCAAGUGCAGAGAUAUAUUUCCUGUAAAAACAGAUUCCAGGCAAAAAUGUCUCUCUACAUCAAUCUUGUGGCACUCUGGUUGAUCCUGACCUGCACAGUGCUAUGUGGGCUCGCCCUGUAUUCCAGAUACCGUGACUGUGAUCCUUGGACAGCCAAGAAAGUGUCUGCACCAGACCAGCUCAUGCCUUAUUUGGCACUGGACAUUCUGCAAGAUUAUCCGGGACUUCCUGGACUUUUUGUGGCCUGUGCUUACAGUGGAACAUUAAGCACAGUGUCCUCCAGUAUUAAUGCCUUAGCAGCAGUAACUCUGGAAGACCUAGUAAAAUCUCGCUUCCAAUCUCUCUCAGAAAGGUCUCUCUCUUGGAUUUCCCAAGGAAUGAGUGUGCUGUUUGGAGCUUUGUGUAUUGGAAUGGCUGCGCUGGCAUCACUAAUGGGAGCUCUGUUGCAGGCCGCACUCAGUAUAUUUGGCAUGGUUGGGGGACCACUUCUGGGCUUAUUUGCUUUGGGGAUUUUGGUUCCCUUUGCCAACUCAAUAGGAGCACUUGUGGGUCUGCUGGCUGGAUUUACCAUUUCUUUGUGGGUCGGAAUCGGAGCUCAACUUUAUCCUCCACUUCCUGAAAGAACUAUGCCAUUAAGCCUUGAAACCUACGGCUGUAACAGCACAUACAAUGGGACAGAUUGGAUGACAACCACAGAAGUGCCAUUUUCUACCAGUGCUUUUCAAGUAUACAACAUUGAAAGGACUCCACUGAUGGAUAACUGGUAUUCUUUAUCAUAUCUAUACUUCAGUACUGUUGGAACUUUGGUAACGUUAUUUGUGGGAAUGCUUAUCAGUUUAUCUACAGGAGGAAGAAAACAAAACAUAGACCCCAGAUUCCUACUAACCAAAGAGGACUUUUUAUCCAAUUUUGACAUUUUUAAGAAAAAGAAGCAAGUUUUAGACUAUAAAUCUCAUCCAAUAGAAGAUGAUGGAACUGAUAAUCCUGGCUUCAACCAUAUUGAAUUGAACUGCACAGAUCAAAGUGGCAAGAUCAAUGGGACUCGUUUGUGAAGCAGCUGUGAUGCUAAAUUAUCUUAAACAGUGUCCCAGUUUUAUAUGUUUUUUAAGAUAAUUGGAUCAGGUUUAGAUUUUUUUUUGUCCUAUCAUGAGUGUUUUGGGGGAACUUU
Molecule: messenger RNA, 2008 nt
Organism: Delphinapterus leucas (beluga whale)
Lineage: Eukaryota; Metazoa; Chordata; Mammalia; Artiodactyla; Monodontidae
Gene: SLC5A8
Product: solute carrier family 5 member 8
Biological process (GO): sodium ion transport; propanoate transmembrane transport
Cellular component (GO): extracellular exosome; membrane
Molecular function (GO): organic acid:sodium symporter activity
Source: RefSeq, a predicted model, not a curated record